UCCCCCGUGCCCGCCCGGCCAUGCACCCCGCGCCCCGCCGUGGCGGAUCCCUGGAAGCGGCGCCGAGCCGGGAUCCCGCCGGACAGUUAAAUAAGUCAACUUACAUGAUGAUUGAAGAUAAUAAAGAGAAUGAAGACAAUGCAUCUGAAAGAGGAAGGACAGCUAUCAUUUUUUCCUUGAAGAAUGAAGUCGGAGGACUUGUAAAAGCAUUAAAACUCUUUCAGGAGAAGCACGUAAAUCUGGUACACAUUGAGUCACGAAAGUCCAAGAGACGAAAUUCUGAGUUUGAGAUCUUUGUGGACUGUGACAGUAACAGGGAACAACUGAACGAGAUCUUCCAGCUCCUGAAAUCCCAUGUCAGCAUUGUCUCUGUGAGCCCAACAGAGCAUUUCAAUGGCCACGAAGAUGACAUGGAGAAUGUUCCCUGGUUUCCAAAGAAGAUCUCAGAUUUGGAUAAGUGUGCGAACCGAGUGCUGAUGUACGGGUCCGAUUUGGAUGCUGACCAUCCAGGUUUCAAAGACAAUGUCUAUCGCAAGAGGCGAAAGUAUUUUGCAGACCUGGCUAUGAACUACAAACAUGGUGACCCAAUUCCCAAGAUUGAAUUCACUGAGGAGGAGAUCAAGACUUGGGGGACUGUGUACCGAGAGCUCAACAACCUUUACCCAACUCAUGCCUGCAGAGAGUACCUUAAAAACUUACCCUUGCUCACCAAAUACUGUGGCUACAGGGAAGACAAUAUCCCCCAGCUGGAAGAUGUGUCCCGCUUCCUGAAAGAGCGUACAGGUUUCACCAUUCGCCCUGUUGCUGGAUAUCUGUCUCCCAGAGACUUCUUGGCAGGACUAGCAUUCAGAGUUUUUCACUGCACUCAAUAUGUUAGACACAGCUCGGACCCUCUCUAUACACCAGAGCCUGAUACCUGCCAUGAGCUCCUAGGCCAUGUCCCUCUUUUGGCUGAACCCAGUUUUGCUCAGUUCUCCCAGGAAAUUGGUCUUGCAUCACUUGGGGCCUCAGAUGAGGCUGUCCAAAAACUGGCAACAUGCUACUUCUUCACUGUAGAGUUUGGCUUGUGUAAGCAAGAGGGACAACUACGAGUUUAUGGGGCUGGCUUGCUCUCUUCAAUUAGUGAGCUCAAGCACUCACUCUCUGACAGUGCCAAAGUCAAGCCUUUUGAUCCAAAGGUCACCUGCAAGCAAGAAUGUCUCAUUACAACUUUCCAGGAGGUUUACUUUGUUUCUGAGAGUUUUGAAGAAGCAAAGGAAAAGAUGAGAGAGUUUGCGAAAACCAUCAAGCGCCCAUUUGGUGUGAAGUACAAUCCGUAUACACAGAGUGUGCAGAUCCUGAAAGACACGAAAAGCAUUGCCAGCGUGGUGAAUGAGCUACGUCAUGAGCUGGACAUUGUCAGCGAUGCCCUCAGCAAGAUGGGCAAGCAGCUGGAAGUUUAACACCUUGUUAGCAGUGUGGUGCAAUCCAAUUCUUUUCUUUUCCUUACUGAUUUCUUUCAUAGGCUUAUAAUGUGUUGUAGGCUGAACUCAUUCCUUUACAAAUGGAAGACUGAAUGGCUCAUAAGAAAAAUGUCAUCUUGUUUCUCUCUGUAAAAUCCCUUACAUAAUGUAUUUCUCUAUCCCCCUUAGAUAAAAAAGGUCCAGAGCUGCCUUUUAGAAGCUGAUAGGGGAGUAGAGAAAGUGCUAGACUGGAGAAGAAGUGUGGUCUUUGGAUCAGGGCUGGGAUCAAAUGCCCCAGAAGGUGGCUUAUGAGGCAAUAAUGGAAUAAUUCACCAUUUCUGCCCAUUUCUGACUCCAGUAGUCUUUGCUACUGAUUUUAUAGCAUUGAAGACUUGAUAAUGUAGAAGCUGUGGUAAUCAGUGCUUCUAAGCCUGUGCUACUAAGCUUAAAACUUGAAUGAUUACAAGGCACACAUCAGGACACAAAUAGCUGGAGGUUCAACAUGAUAAAAUGGAGGGGUCAAAUCUUUCAGAGGGAUUAUUCUUGUCCCCAAAGAAUUGCAAAUGUGCUGUUUGGCAUGCUUCUAGUAUAAGGCAGAGAUACAGCUGUUGCGUGCAUCCUAAUUUUAAGAGAUGUGCUAUUGCCUAAGAGUCAGGAUUUGUAUUGCUGUCCUUGAUAUUCCACGUGAGGGAAGACCUUUCCUUACAGAGAUACCAUUUGCCUUUUUCCUCAUUGAAAUAAUUUAGUAAAAGUAUAGUAAGACAUCAAGUGUACUGCCUUAGAACAAAGCCUAGAACCAUUUCCAAAGUACAAUUUAAUAUUCAAAAGUUUAAAAUAACAGCCAAAGUUCAUAGUUUAGUGUGGUUUUUGUAAAAAUAAAUAUCCUGUUGAUGAUUGCUCAGUCACUUUAUCAACCAGCACAAGUUGCACAUAGGUACGUUUAGCUUCCUCUUUACUUGGCUUGAACACCUUCAUUCCCUAUCAAUCAAUUGAUAACUGAAAGGCCUAAGCAUUCAAUAGGAAUUCUGUGGUCAUGAAGGCAAUAAACCACUUUGUAGUGUAAGGUACAUCUAACUCCAAAGAGCACUUUGCAAGUGGUGGGAAGUAGUGUCCUGAUGAACUGCCUGUAUUUCACAGUAGCAAACUUGCCUGAUUUCAGGGCCCCAUAGUUUCAAGCAUCCUGCCCAGCUGUGCAAAGCUGUGCUGGCUGCUGCUUCUGCAAGCCCUGCUGAUGAAAUGGACAGGAGGUGACACCUUUGAAUGGGGAUCUGUGAUGUGCAGGGUGUAUUUAAUAGCACUGUCAGCACUGGUUUUUCAUAGGUAGAGCUUAUCAGGAAAUCCAGUGCAGUAGAAAAAUGAACUGAUAUCUUAAAUACACUGGAGAUGAUUGUUCAGGAUUUUGAGAACUUUAAAGGACUUUUGUGAACCUCUGUGCUUGAAAAGCAGCUUGAGUUUCAUAUGCUUUCAUAGGCCACAUCUGCUCCAUAAGCAAUUGCUGGCCCAACCUUUCCAAGUAGAUUCACAGUUUAAAUUAAGUCUAGAUCACUUUUUCCUGUGGCUAUUAAUUCAUUAUAACUUUUUUUUUUAAAGAACAUUUAAGAUGUAGAAUUAUGGUCUACAAUAUUUAUGGCCUACAUUGCACUUCAUUUAAAAAUAGAUUUUAGAAACUUUGUCUUUCUAAAAAAGAAACCUUUUAAGUGAGUAGUGAGGGAGGAUCUAUUUUGCCAGCUUCUGUGAUAAUGUUCAAGUGCAGUUUUAACAACAUUGGGAUUAUUAUGUUGUGGAAAUAUACAUAGGUCUGUGUUAGUUCAAUCCUUGUCUGAACUAUGUAUACAUUUCAAAUAGGAAUCCUUAUACUUGUUAAAUUAGCACCUACUUUCAAAUACUCUGUAAAAACAGCAGUUGUAUCUUUUAUUUGCACUUGUGUAGAGAAAAAAAAGCCUGCUAACAAUAAUACAGAGAAGAUGCAUUUCCAUGACAUUAACAAUGUGUAUGUUUGGCUUCACCCAUCCAAACCUCCUGGCUAUACAGAACAGUAAUAACUUAAACAUUUUAAACUGUUGUGGAGGCUUUAAAUGUGGACGAAAUAAAUGACUUGCUGGUAAUUA
This is a messenger RNA of Neopelma chrysocephalum (saffron-crested tyrant-manakin), 3550 nucleotides long. It is a transcript of the gene TPH1, whose product is annotated as tryptophan hydroxylase 1. The coding region runs from base 21 to 1442 and encodes 473 amino acids. Gene Ontology annotation, cellular component: neuron projection. The record is from RefSeq and is a predicted model, not a curated record. The transcript has 11 exons. Lineage: Eukaryota; Metazoa; Chordata; Aves; Passeriformes; Pipridae. Gene Ontology annotation, biological process: aromatic amino acid metabolic process; serotonin biosynthetic process. Gene Ontology annotation, molecular function: iron ion binding; tryptophan 5-monooxygenase activity.